This is a messenger RNA of Vigna radiata var. radiata (mung bean), 576 nucleotides long. RefSeq lists its product as uncharacterized. Lineage: Eukaryota; Viridiplantae; Streptophyta; Magnoliopsida; Fabales; Fabaceae. The record is from RefSeq and is a predicted model, not a curated record. The transcript is spliced from 3 exons. The coding region runs from base 1 to 576 and encodes 191 amino acids.
AUGGAGAGGAGUUUCUUAUCAACCGUGGAGAAGAUCCCAAGGUCACCGACUAAGGAAUUCAAGAAUAUUUUGUGUGUAAUUGAGGAGUCCAAGGACUUGACCAUACUCUCGAUUGACGAGCUUGCUGGGUCUUUAGAGGCACACAAACAACGAAGGAGAACAAUAUUGUUUAAGUCACUUGAUCAUGUACUUCAGGCAAAACUUGACCUAAAAGGAGGUGCUCAGAACACUCGAGGUCAAGUUGGUCUUAAAGGAAGAGGCCGAGGAGGUUGUGGCAAAAUGAUGAUGGAAGUUAUUAUGAAGAUGACAAGGAGCAAACUAGUUAGUGCAUGGUCAUGGGGAAAAGGGAGACCAAGGAGGUCGAUCAAAGGCAAAGGUGAAAUAGUGAAGGUUGAUCUGGAAAGUGAAAUUAUUGAUUUGAGGGUAAAAAUCAUUGAAGACCUUCUGGAAUUUGUUAUUGGUUCGGCUUAUGAAGUAGAAAUGGUGUCUAUAUUCUCUCAGAUUGAAUUUCCUAACAUAUCAUUGCAUGAUGACCAUAUAAUUGAAGCUCUUAGGAAGCUUCCUGUCACGAAGUAG